Messenger RNA from Aspergillus japonicus CBS 114.51, 483 nucleotides. Its product is annotated as RidA family protein. Gene Ontology annotation, molecular function: deaminase activity. Gene Ontology annotation, cellular component: mitochondrion; cytosol. NCBI's taxonomy places the organism in Eukaryota, Fungi, Ascomycota, Eurotiomycetes, Eurotiales, Aspergillaceae. Bases 1 to 483 code for a protein of 160 amino acids. The record is from RefSeq and is a predicted model, not a curated record. The transcript is spliced from 4 exons.
AUGUUCCGUCGCGCCCUCUCUACCUCCCUUGCCACCACCUGUGGAAUGCCCCUCCGAGCGUCCAUACACCCCGGGCGCUGCAACAUGCUCCCUCUCCAAGCGACCCGGGAUAAAACCACGGUCUCAAGUAUCUACACCGACAAAUGCUAUGCGCCCUUCGCCCACUACUCUCAAGCCAUCAAAGCCGGUACCCACGUCUGGCUCUCCGGCCAGAUCCCGGCCGACGCCCAAGGGAACCUGAUCAAGGGGUCUGUGACGGAGAAAACCCAGGCCAUCAUCCAGAACACGGAGGCUAUCCUCCAGAAGGCGGGGUCCGGGCUGGAUCGGGUGGUUAAGGUGUACGUGACCGACGCCAGCACCAUGCCCGAAUUCGCCAGAGUGUAUGACCCGGCGUUCCCGCAUCGGCCGGCUCGGUCGAUGGUGGAGGUGUCCAAGUUGCCGGCCGGGGUGGACAUUCAGGUCGAUUUCGUCGCGGUGAUGUAG